UAUCUCUGUUUUCUCCUUAUAAAAUGAAGCAAAGAUGAGAACACAGACCAACCCCCAAACAACUUAGCAUCUCUUCCACCCUUUGAGAUUCUCUUCGAUUUCAGAAACGAAAUGAACAUCGCCGAUCUUGAAGACUCCUUGAACCUAAACCCUAACGGAAACCGAAUCGAAGAAGAGGAGGAGGAGGAGGAAGAGGGGAUUCGAGCAGGAAGGAUAGCUAACGCGGUGGCGUUUCCGAUGGCGUUGAAAACCGCCGUAGAGCUUGGAGUGAUCGACGCAAUCCAUGCAGCGGGGGAGGGAGAUUGGCUCUCGCCACGCGAGAUAGCAUGUCGGAUUCCGACCAAGCCUGGCAAUCCACAUGCCCCCAUGAUGCUGGACCGCAUCUUGCGCUUGCUUGCUAGCUACUCCAUAGUCAAGUGCCGUACGGUCAGAACCCAAGAGGACGGCGGAGGGACCGAGAUCGAGAGGGUUUACGCAUCCAAACCCAUUUGCCGGUUCUUUCUGAAUGAUAGUCAAGGCUCUGGUUCUCUUUUCCCUUUGUUCUUGGUCUCACUUACCGACGUCUAUAUCAACAUGUGGUCUCAUUUGAAGGAUAUGAUAAUAGAAGGGAAAGAUCCGUUUACUUGCGCCAAUGGUACAGGGCUGUACGAAUACUUGGCAAGAAACGAACCUUUUCACGAGCUAUUCCACAGGGCCAUGUCGGAACAUUCGACCAUGAUCAUGAAGAAAAUUCUACGAGUUUACAAGGGUUUCGAAGGUGUGAACGUGUUGGUCGAUCUGGGAGGAGGAGACGGUACUUCCCUGAGUCUCGUCACCGCAAAGCAUCCUCACAUCAGGGGCAUCAAUUUCGACUUGCUCGAUGUCGUAGCUAAGGCUCCUACUUUUCCUGGGGUGGAGCAUGUGGCCGGAGAUAUGUUCGUUGAAAUCCCAAAGGCAGAUGCCAUCUUCACAAAACGGUCGAUCCAUGGUUGGAAUGACGAGGAGAGCGUCAAGAUUCUUCGGAACUGUUGGAAAUCGCUCCCGGAUAAAGGGAAAGUGAUCAUCGUUGAGACAGUUGUUCCGACGAAUCUCGAGGGUGGUCGCGAAUACGCGAACUUGAGCUUCGACUUGGACGUGUUGCUGAUGGCUCUACUUCCGGGAGGGAGGGAGAGGACACGGGCCGAGUUCGAGGGUCUGGCCAGAAGAUCAGGUUUCGCCCGCUGCGAAUUCGUGUGCCGCGCUUACUAUUGUUGGGUUAUCGAAUUCCACAAAGAGACAGGAAUGUGAUCAUUGUCCUCUAACAUAUA
Tarenaya hassleriana is the source of this 1286-nucleotide messenger RNA. RefSeq names its product indole glucosinolate O-methyltransferase 4-like. Gene Ontology annotation, molecular function: protein dimerization activity; S-adenosylmethionine-dependent methyltransferase activity; O-methyltransferase activity. NCBI's taxonomy places the organism in Eukaryota, Viridiplantae, Streptophyta, Magnoliopsida, Brassicales, Cleomaceae. The transcript has 4 exons. The record is from RefSeq and is a predicted model, not a curated record. Gene Ontology annotation, biological process: methylation. The coding region runs from base 112 to 1266 and encodes 384 amino acids.